UUUUCUUUUAUUCUGAAUAAUCUAUCUUCGCAAAGAGAAGAUUCAAACAAUAUCCAGAAGCAAGCCAAGUUGUACUAUUUGUAGUCAAUAAGAACUUCCUCAUAUGUCGAUUCAAAGUAAAGAAAAUAAAUAGUAAUUGAAUAUGAACAAAAAGUUGAGGUCAAUAAAGAAAACGCACCAUGAUUCUAACGUGUCAGAAUUAUUAUUCUAUUUAAGAAUGACACCUCAUGUGACCCAUCCCUGCCAUACAAACAAGAAACAAAAGCCAAUCUUUAAACAGUUUAAUUUCGAUUUGGGACCUCUCUUUCUGGUGUCUGUAAUUGUGUAAAACUGUAAAGAAUCGGUGUUAGCGUUAGCGUUAGUGUUAGCGUUAGUUAUGUCUAAAUGUUUCAGCUUAACUGCAUCAAGAAACUGGUGCCUCAGAUCCGGAUUCAGCAGUUUGGGCCUCCGAUCGACUCUCACUGACCUGGGUGAUGGUACUGUAAUGCACUGCUGGGUGCCCAAGUUCCCAAAACCGACCCGACAGGAUCUGGUGCUGAUACACGGGUUCGGGGCCAACGCUCUGUGGCAAUGGUACGACACGGUCCGGUUCCUGGCACCUCACUUCAACGUCUACGUCCCGGACCUGGUAUUCUUCGGAGAAUCAUUCACGACUCGGACGGAAAGGACCGAGUCGUUCCAGGCUCAGUGUGUUAAGCGAGUUAUGGAUGCCAACUCUGUAGGGAAGAAGAUGAUUGUGGUGGGGUUGAGUUAUGGUGGGUUUGUGGCGUACAGUAUGGCUGCGCAGUUUAAAGAUUGUGUGGAGAAGGUGGUGGUAAUGUGUGCUGGGGUGUGCUUGGAGGAGAAUGAUUUGAAGAUGGGGUUGUUUCCGGUGGCGGACGUGGAGGACGCCGCCAAAAUCCUGCUGCCGCAGACGGCGGAGAAAAUGAGGGAAUUGGUUGCUUUAACUUUUGUGAAGCCGCCUAAGGGAAUACCCUCUUGUUUGCUUAACGACUUCAUUGACGAAAUGUGUAUGCAAUAUGUUGAGGAGAAGAAAGAGUUGCUCCGUGCAAUUCCGAAAGACAGAAAACUUUCAGACCUUCCAAAGAUCACUCAGCCAACACUAGUAAUCUGGGGAGAUCAAGAUCGGAUUUUUCCUUUAGAACUUGCUUACAGAUUGAAAAGGCAUUUGGGAGAAAAUGCAGAGCUAGUAGUGAUCAAGAACACAGGCCAUGCUUUCAUUCAUGAGAAAGCCAAGGAAUGCCAUAAGCAUUUGAAAAAUUUCCUACUAAAUUCAAAACCUAUGAAUCCAACCGCAAAUCACCAAAACCACAAAUGAUUUACCAGAACCAGUUGAUUUUCUAAACCCUGAUAUUAAAAACAUUUUUCUUGCCUCCCAAAUCGUGCCCCGCCCGCAGCAGGGAAUGUUGUAGAAUGUAAUUUUUUUUCAUAAUUGUAUUAUUAAUAUUUAUGUAAAGCCAAGAUGAAUAUAUUUUUUUUCUCCUCA
Messenger RNA from Olea europaea var. sylvestris, 1486 nucleotides. RefSeq lists its product as uncharacterized. The record is from RefSeq and is a predicted model, not a curated record. The transcript has 4 exons. Lineage: Eukaryota; Viridiplantae; Streptophyta; Magnoliopsida; Lamiales; Oleaceae. The coding region runs from base 377 to 1318 and encodes 313 amino acids.